UGUGGCAACCGCAGUAAACGGAGUCCGUGGGCAGGUGUGACUAGAAACCAGCUGCGGUGGUGAACACCUCUGAAGGCAUGAAGGACCCAGAUGACCACGACACUGAGGGAGAAAGAUCAGGGUCAAGGAGUGAAGGCAGACACUCUUCCAGAUCCAAUUCAAGACAAGCUCCAGAGGACAUCACAGAUGACCUCUUUACCGAUGAGGAAGAGUCAUAUUUCGAUGAUGACUUCGAUUUGGAAGACAUAGAAGAAGAUACGAUUUCAUCUCAAGACUUUUAUCAGAGUGGCCGAUUAUCCCAGGAUAUUACUACUGAAGUUGAGAAAGAGCCAGAAGAGGUCGUAAAGAAGAUAUCAGAGAACUUCUUCUACAAUUACUCGGAACUUGUUUCCACACCCUAUGUGACUCCAGAAGCAGAUAUCCCACUGGAUUUUCUCACCCUUGAACAUUCUUUUGGCUAUGACUGCAAAAAACGAGCCAACCUACAACUUCUGGACAACAAUACAGUGAUGUACAUCGCUGGGAACCAACUGGUCCUGCUGGAUUUUAAAACCAAGGAGCAGAUGUACCUGCACAGUAGCAGUGGUGAAGGAAUUGGUGCCAUCGGGGUUCAUCCGGAUAAAACUUACUUCACAGUUGCUGAAAAAGGAAGUUUCCCAAAGAUUAUCAUCUAUGACUAUCCCUCUCUGAGGCCCUACAGAAUCUUGCGAGAUGGGACAGAGAAGGCCUAUGCUUAUGUAGACUUUAACAGUGACGGGGACUUGCUGGCCUCUGUCGGGAGUCACCCUGACUACACCAUAACCAUCUGGAACUGGAUGCAAGAGCAGCCCACACUGAGGACAAAAGCCUUUUCUCAGGACGUUUUCAAGGUCACUUUCAAUCCCGAAGAUGAUGAGCAGCUAACCACAUCAGGAUCGGGCCACAUCAAGUUCUGGGAGAUGGCCUUUACGUUCACCGGUCUCAAGCUGCAAGGGUCACUGGGGCGGUUUGGCAAAACAUCCACUAGUGACAUAGAGGGCUACACCGAGCUUCCGGAUGGGAAGGUUCUCUCAGGGUCCGAGUGGGGCAACCUGCUGCUUUGGGAAGGCAGCCUCAUCAAGGUGGAGCUCUGUCGAACUGGCAUGAAGUCUUGUCACCAAGGACCCAUUAACCAGAUAAUGCUGGAUGAGGGGGAAGUCAUCACCGCUGGGUCAGAUGGCUGUGUUAGGAUAUGGGACUUUGAGACCAUAGACACUGCUGACAUUAUAGAUGAUACUGGAUUGUUGGAGAUAGAGCCUAUUAAUGAACUUCAAGUAGGCAAGAAUGUCAACCUCUUCUCAAUGAUAAAGAUGGAUGAAAUUGGAAAUAAUUUUUGGCUGGCUCAGGAUGCCAGUGGAGCCAUAUGGAAGCUUGACCUUAGCUUUUCAAAUAUUACCCAGGAUCCAGAAUGUCUCUUCUCUUUCCAUUCCGGAGCCAUCCAAGCCUUGGCUGUCUCUCCUGUCACGUAUCUCAUGGCUACGACUGCCUUGGACUGUUUUGUUCGUAUCUAUGAUUUUGCCAGCAAGAUUCCUUUGAUUCAAAUGAAAUUCAAACAAGGAGGUACUUCCCUCACUUGGGUCCCGCGAACAGUAAGCUACGCUGGUGCACAGAUUGUCAUAGGAUUCCAAGAUGGUGUUGUUCGGAUUCUUGAACUUUAUGAUCCAAAAGGGAUUACACUUUUUGCAGGACGGAAGAAACUCUUAGACGCUGAGUUACAAAUGAAACAUGUCUUCAAACCCCAUACUGCUGAAGUCACGGCUUUAGCUUAUGAACGUGAUGGGGAGGUUCUAGCCACUGGGAGUAAAGAUAAAACUGUCUUCUUAUUUGAUGUGGAAAAAGAUUACAAGCCAAUUGGUUAUUUUAAUACUCCUGGGCCCGUUUGCCAGUUGAUGUGGUCUCCGUCCAAUCAUCCUGAAAGCACCUUGAUGACUCUCUGUGAGAAUGGCUAUAUUCUUGAAUCCCUCACUCCAACCAUUAAGGAUGUAGAUGAUCAUGAUGUCAUGUCCUAUGAAAUCCAAGACAUGGCUUUCAGAUGUUUCCAUUUCUCAAGUGUCAAAUCUAAGAUUCUGAGAUUAAAGGAAAUUGAAAGGAGAGAGAAAAUAAAGGUGUUGAAGGAGAAGGAAAAGGAAGCAAAGAGGAGGAAGCUAGCAGAACAAAGAGAAGCAUUUGGAGAAGAGGAAUUAGAGGAGGAGGAGGAGGAGAGCGAUGAGGAGGAAGAGGAGGAAGAGGAGCCACUGCCUCCCAUCUUCAUUCCACCAAUCCCCUCUCCCAUCCUUUGUGGCUUUUACUCAGAGCCUGGGAAGUUCUGGUUGUCAUUAGGCAACUAUGAUUCUGGUUUUCUGUAUCACUGUCAGUUCCCCCCCUUUUUCAGUGAUGGUGAUUUCGAAAGCCAGGAAGAUGAACCAUUCGAUUUCCGCUUUCUUGAAGAUACAGAAGACAACCCCAUCCAAACAUUCGCUUUCAGUUCUAACCAGACUAUGAUGUUCUGUGGAAUGAAAAAUGGAGGAAUUCGAGUGUAUGUCCUAAGUGAGAGUGAUCCCUUACUGACGAGUCUGAAGGACUACUGGCAUUUCAAUGUGCACGACAAUAAUUACGGAUGUGUUAAAGGCAUCUCUGCUAGUUUUGAUGACCAGUACCUGGUGACUGCUGGGGCAGAUGGCAACAUCUUUGUCUUCAGCAUUGCUACUCAAGUUGUGGUGGAGAAAGAAGCCAAAGCCAAAGUGCCAUCUCCCAGGUUUGGGAUUGAAUCAGAGCCCAUUCCAGAAGACAUUGAAGAUCCCAAAGCCUACAGUAUUGAGAAUGCCAGGAGGAAAAGAGAAUAUGACAAGCUAAUGAAGGAAGUAGAAGAAAUAAAAGCUGGGAAGAGAGAGCGUAUCAAGGCUUUGAGGAGUCAAUUUUUGAAACUGUUAGCGAUGAAUAAAGAACUACCGGUGCAUAUGCAGUUUCAACGGACAGAUUUCAAUAUUGAUGCCAUAAUUCAUGCGGAAAUCAAUAAGAAAACAAUUUUCAAAAUUCAGCAAGUGGAAAAGGAAUUAGCUUGGGAAAAACAGAAAUAUGAACUUGGCCUGAAGAAGCUCCAGAACAGAUUUCACGAUCCACUGGAAAGUGAUACUGUUGUGGUUUAUGCCAUCCAGAGUGAACACCAGAUAGCAUCCUACAGACUGGUGAAGCCCUCUAAGUACUCCAAAUUAAAACGACCAAGUCAGUCGGAGAGGAGACAGAGCAAGCUGGAGAGGUUUGAAAAGGAAGGGCCUGGAAGGAAGGAGAGCGUAAAAGAAACAGGUGGAAGUGUUUCCCUACAAGAAGAAUCAGUAAUAGAAAAAGGGAAGCAAUUUCGGCCUAGAACCUUAAGUGAAAUCAUGGUAGGAAAUCAAAUCGAGAAAAUAAAGAAAGUUAUACAAAAAGCUGAACAGGCCCAACACAAGAUUCUGCAGCGUAAAAAGGAGUGGGAUGAACUUUACAAGAGCAGGCCUGAUGAUGACUAUGAAGACCCCAAAGAUGUUCAAGCCAUCAAAGAAGCCCAAAUGUUCAUGGGGGAUUUUAAUCUGAAGACAGCCCCAGACUACAAGAUACCUGAGCACAUGAGGAUAAAUGCCGCCAAGAAGGAGGAGGAACUGGGGUACCUUGACACAAUGGCCCAUGGAAAGAAGAGGUACAUGAACAAGUGCAUCCUUUCCCUUCGAGAUCUUAAGUUGGCUGUCAUUGAGGAAAUCCAGUGCCUGGUACAAGAACUGAAGAACCUUCAGAUGUCCAUCCCCACAUCCAAGCACAUUUCCAUUCCUCAGAUCCCGCAGAUGUAUCCAGAAGAAGUCCCAGAAAGGAGAUUUCAAUAUGAUGAGGAAACACUCUUGAGAUUUAAGAGAAAGCAACAGAAACGCCAGGAUGAAAAGACAGAUAGCAAACAGAUAGGAUCUGCUAGCACAGGUGGAGGAGGGUUAGGGUUCCUCAAAAUGUCUCCUGGAAAGGAAGGAGAUCUGACAACACGAGACUCCCUGUCUAGGUCAUCCAAGGCAUUAACGUUCAUCAUGGAGCUUCCAAAGUCAUUAGAAUUUGAAAAGGCAGAGCCAAGUGACGUGGAGGUGGAGAUAAUGAAGAGAGAUGAGGUCAAACAUUUGUACAUGCAACAGUAUUUGUGCAACAGGAUCAAGGAAUUGAUUGUCACUUUUGAUGCAGAACUCCAUCUUCUGAGACACCGGAAACUGAAGCUAGAUACUAAGAUGAAACUCUCUGACCUACACCAUGUCACGCUAUUUCAAGAAAUGCUUCUCCUCAAGAAUUUUGAAAAACAGGAAAAUAUUCUUCAAGAGCGUGUUAAUUCCUUAGACAAAGAGGAGCAAGACAUGCAAUGGAAAAUAAAUGAAACUCUGAAAGAGAUGGAAGAGAAAAAGAAUGAAAUCACCAAGCUCCAGGAGCAGGAAAAGGCUCUCUAUGCCGGGUUCCAGUCAGCCCUUGGAGAAAAUAAUAAGUUUGCAAACUUCCUCAUGAAAGUCCUGAAGAAGAAGAUUAAGCGGGCGAAGAAAAAGGAAGUUGAAGGCGAUGCCGAUGAAGAUGAAGAGAGUGAGGAAUCCAGCGAAGAAGAGUCCAGCCUGGAGAGUGAUGAGGAUGAAUCGGGAUCUGAAGACGAUGUUUUUGAUGACUCUAUCUGCCCAACCAACUGUGAUGCGAAUCUGUUUGAACUGGCCCUCCAACUUCGAGAGAAAAGGCUAGACAUCGAGGAAGCCUUAGUGGAAGAAAAGAAAAUUGUUGACAACCUGAAAAAAGAAUAUGAUACAUGCUCCAAAAAAGUCAAAGUUGUGGCGACAAAUCUGAAUGCAGCUGAGGAGGCCCUGGAGGCUUAUCAGCGAGAGAAACAGCAGAGACUAAAUGAGCUGCUGGUUGUUAUUCCUCUCAAGCUCCACCAGAUAGAGUAUGUGAUAUUUGGGGAGGUUCCUAACGACCUUUCUGGGACCUUGGUCUUCUCUAACCACUCCCUGGGGCGGCUGCAAGAGCGAAUCGUACAGCUCCAGGAGGAAAAUGCCAAGCAGCAGAAACUUAACCGGGAAUGCAGGGAGAGGCGGAAGCUACUCAUCAGGGAGAAGAGAGAGAUGGCGAAAACCAUCCACAAAAUGGAAGAAACAGUCCGUGAGCUGAUGAUCAGCAAGUUUGGCCGAGUGAUCGAUCUGGAAGCCCUCCAGACACUCUCCGUGAACACAACACUCGAAGAACUGAAGAUCAAAAAGCUUCGAAAGGAACUCUCAAAUGCCAAGGAACUAAGGAUGUGGGAGGAAAAGAUCGCCCAGGUGCGCUGGGAGCUAAUGAUGAAGACAAAAGAACACACCAAGAAGCUUCACCAGAUGAAUGAUCUGUGCAUCGAGAAGAAGAAACUUGAUUCCAGGUUGAACACACUCCAGAACCAGCAGGGAAAUGCCUUCCAGGGCCCUCGGAAAGCAGAUACACUGGCAAGACAGAGGGUCACCGAGCUGGUCCAAAGCCAGUCAGAAAAGAUCUUGGCCUUAAAGGAGGAGAUUGCCCUUCUGCGGAAGAAAGGGGGGCUCAUCCUCCCGCCCAUCACGUCCACGCAGGAGAACGAAAUGAAGUCCAUGGAUGCUUAAACUCACUGUCUUCUCAUUUCCCACUCAAGAGCUGUGGCAGAACUCACCAGGUCUACUUCCUAUCACCCACAAAAAUCCUCUCAUUUAAAGUGAACCGUAGGGAGAGCGUAAAAAAGCACCCUGCCAAGUGAAUUAACACUAUUUUUCCAUGUUAGAAAGAGCUGUGACAUUUGACAUGUAAUUAUGGCUGUGUGAAGACAGGAUAGGCGGUUCCAGCCCAAGUUGAGCAAUGAAGAAGGUUAAAUCUCAUAAUUUAAGAAGGCAGCUGCUAUAUAUUGUGUCCUCAGAAUCAUCUGUUUUUCUGGUAUUCUGAAUAUUUAGCCACUGGCAAGAAAAACUAUUAUUCAGCAAUCAGUGAGAAAACUCCCUUUUCUUAGUCCUUGGAUCUUUAGAAAAUAAACUGUUUGUGUUAAAUAGUCUGUGAAAGGACAUAAAAGAAAAAAAAGGCAAACCAUCUUGGCAAUAAUAACUUAGAAUAAGAAAUGCAAAUGUGAAUGUUGUUAUUGUUGACUUCAUAAAGCAGUUAUUUGAGGGCUCGGGAUUGAGGAAAUGCAGACAGACACAGUUUAAACAGCUCGCUUUGGGUUGGCAGAGGCAGCUUCCUGAAUCACCCACCGUUUCUGCAGACUCCUCAAUUCUGAGGCUCACAUUUUCCAAAAUAAGUAAGGGACACUUUUCUCUAGGCUCUUUGCAACUCCAGCGGAAUUCUCCAUAACUCCCCUCUAGCUUUCCCAUGCCCUGUGCCUUCUGCUGGGGUUCACUUGAGCCAUGACUGGCUUGGAUCUAGGUGAGGAAGGGAUGAAUUCGAUUUCCAUCUCUCUGAGGGACUAAUUCUAGCAGCCAGUUUUGACUAUGUGUGACAUUUUCAACUCGAGUAUACUUUCCGCCUCACGAAGGGUUGAUUGAAAUUCAUGGCUGCACCCCUUGCAGAAUGGUCUGACACUUGACGUCCUUCCAGUAGUGACACUUUGGAGUCCCAGGUGUAUUGUUUGCACCUGCAUGAAUGGUAAACCUCUGCUGGUAGAGGGUGUACUACAGAACCUUUCCCAGUUUGUAUACUGCACAUCUGUGAGCACAAUUGUCAGCAAUGUAGACAGACACAUCUGUGCCUUUCCACAGUGUCAGAAUGUAUUGAAUAAUAGUAUAUUCACAAGCUGCAUCAGUUUUAUGGGCUACAAUUUACCAAGUAGUCUCAAUAGUCUCAGAAGUUUCCUCCCUAGCUGCCUGUUGACAUUUGUAGACUUUGGCAAUACUCUUACUUACUAAUGUUAGAUCUCAGAUCACAGGUUACAUUUCAUACAGUAAUGCCUACAGAUAGCUCCAAAGAAGUUAGAGGCCAAGGAGCUCAAAGGGGCCUUACUACAGGCAGCAAGGGAGCAAACAUGGAUGCAGAGAGUCAUUGCAAGUGGUCAGAUAUAGAAGCCAGUUGGAAGCCAAGCUCAGAUGAACCAAGUCAUGUGAUCCAGUCCAGUGAGCCAUCUGGCAAUAACUUUGAGUUUUGACCCCAGUAAAGUGGUUCUCAACCCAUGGUUUGUGACCCCUCUGGCAAAGCUCUAUCUCCAAAAAUAUUUAUAUUACAGUUUGUAAUAGUAGCAA
This is a messenger RNA of Onychomys torridus (southern grasshopper mouse), 7205 nucleotides long. RefSeq names its product cilia and flagella associated protein 44 (gene Cfap44). Gene Ontology annotation, molecular function: protein binding. The transcript is spliced from 35 exons. The record is from RefSeq and is a predicted model, not a curated record. The coding region runs from base 78 to 5609 and encodes 1843 amino acids. Lineage: Eukaryota; Metazoa; Chordata; Mammalia; Rodentia; Cricetidae.